Messenger RNA from Oreochromis aureus, 5116 nucleotides. It is a transcript of the gene n4bp1, whose product is annotated as nedd4 binding protein 1. Gene Ontology annotation, biological process: negative regulation of protein ubiquitination; negative regulation of proteasomal ubiquitin-dependent protein catabolic process. The record is from RefSeq and is a predicted model, not a curated record. Lineage: Eukaryota; Metazoa; Chordata; Actinopteri; Cichliformes; Cichlidae. Gene Ontology annotation, cellular component: nucleus; PML body. The coding region runs from base 459 to 3398 and encodes 979 amino acids. The transcript has 12 exons. Gene Ontology annotation, molecular function: RNA binding.
CUGUGGCGUUUUUGCUCGUUGGCCUGUGUAGAUCCGCAGCUGUGCUGCUGCACAAAUUGCCCAACAAAGUAAAACUCAGGCGCUCACACACGGGUGUUGACAGUCUCAUCUCACAGGAUCUCCAUCUCCGGUGUGAAAGUCGUAAGGAUGUAGGUCACUCUGCGUCUUGUUUUGAUAUCUCGUUUCAAGCGAUAACCAUCUUUGAGCUCGCACCAUCAAGCACUGUCGUGUUUUGAUGACGCCAUCACUGGGACUUUCCGGAUACGUCACUAGGGGCUUCCGAGUUAUUUAGCUAGCUCUGCCGCUGUGUUCAUGUCGUUUAGCCGUGUAAACGUCGCUGAGUCGGUCUGGAGUACACAGCAAGAAGAACAUGAACACCCCGAAGGCUCCUAAGAGCCACAAAGGGUGUGACUGUUGAGACGUCGUCGCCAGGAACGACGGUGUGAGAGAGAGGCAGAAUGUCAACAACGCGGCCCCUCCUCGGAAUGAGACGAGUCACCGAGCUAACGUGCCCGGAGCAGCCGGGCAGCAGACUGCCUGCGUCCGCCGGCAGGCAGCAGCAAGAGAGCCCCACAGUGGACGAGUUUACGGUGCUGGAGGAUAAAGAAGAUGAGCUUAAAUGCGCCAAACCGAGGGUGGAGCAGGUUUUUAAAGUAGCGUUCACCAUUAUCGGCUUGCUGGACCACACAGGACAGUCGCACGGCAACAAAACCUUACGGCAGAUAUGGCUGCAGCUCAGAGGCAACAGAGAAGACGUGUCGAAGGCAAAGGAAUAUGUUCGAGGACUGUGCGACCCAGAACUGCAGAAAGAAGAGCGGUACCCGGUGGAUAUGCACUGUAUCUUUGCUGGCGCCAGGGGCCUUUUUUUGGACAGGCUCAUACGGGACACAAGUGCUGAAGUUCUGGUGCAAGAGCCGGGUUGCCUGCGGCUGUUGGGUCGGGCUGAGCCCGUGGUGAUGGCUCAAAGCCGAGUUCAGCAGUUUGUGGCACUGUUCCAAGAGAAGCGAAGUCUACCAAGUGACAGAGAACCAACAGUAAAACGAGCAUUCAAGUCCUUCGUGGAGGAAAGGGAUGACAAGUACACUAUGGAGCUCUUGCUGCUUCCCAGUGCCCUGAAGGAGGAGUUGCUGGGACUUGUUCACACCCCUAUGAACGCAAACACCUCUUCUCUGACUCAGCUCAACCAGAUGCUCCAUCCAAGCAUGUCGGAGGUUGACCAGGACCGCUCACAGAGCAGCACACCUGUGACGGAGCUCUCCAACCGCAUCCUGGACACUAGUUUUGAAGAGCGAGGGACCACGCCAUCAUCUCUUGGCGGAGGCAGUAAAGCAGGAGGUGGAAUCGGUUUAGGUCCCGAGGCAGUCCUGCUUAACAGCAAUCGGCCCACGCACAAGCGGCGCUCAUCAGGCAGCGAGACGCGGGAUACAAAGAGACAGUACUCUCUGGAGCGGAGGGAAGAGUCGCCGGAGAGAGCAAGAGAAAGGGAGCGACAGAGGGACAGAGAGGGCCGGGGGGGCAGCAGCAGCUGUAGAUCCAAAACCCCCUCUGCUUCGUCGUCCCUCUCCUCCUCAGCGAAGGCAAACACCGUAUCUGGGCCCAACAUGCUGGACUCCGCUGAGGGUGUCUCAGAUGAGGGAGAGGCAGUCAGCCCAGAAACCAACCUCCGCUGCUUGGUCAAUUUUUUCAGAACCAUGGGUUACCAGCAGGAAGUGGUGGAACGUGUUGUCAAGGCAACAGGACAGACGGAAGAUACCUUCCUCGUCCUUGAGAAAAUUGUGGAGGAAACUAAGCGUUGUGAAGAGAGCUCGAAAGGAGGGGAAAAAGAAAGAAGACUGAACUCUGUGCGUACCCCAGAUGCUCCCUCUUCAUCGUCAUCCGUCUCUGCAACCUCCCGCUUCAGAGAGGAGCGCGAGCUGAGCAGGCUGUCGGCGGACCCAGGGAGAUCUAAAGAGAACAUGAAGCCCAAACAGUAUGGAAGCAGCAGUAAUGGGCUUGGGCACAGGAGGCAGUGCAGCGGCAGCGAAACAAGCACUCAGCAGGCGAUCACUAUUAAGAGGAGCUUGAGCGCUCAAGGAGGAGCAGGAAACUAUGAGGUUAUCACAAUUGACGACGAUGAAGAUAUCAUCCCCACUGAUACCAAAAUGGCAGACAAAAUGUCUCGGAUGAUCACGGUGGCGCACCUCGACGCACAGUCGGGUUCCAGAACCGACUAUUUGGCACGAGGAGGCGGAGGCAUCUCGCAGAGGGACUACUUGUCCCGAGGUGGGACUCAGACUUUGGGAGGAUCGGUGAAGGUUGAGACCGUAACGGCGCUGCGCAGCACGCCUCAGUGGCUGACUGCCACCACUGCAUCCCUGGCUUCAACCACCAGUUCAGCUCAGCCCAUCGCCCGACCCUCAGCCUCUUCCUAUCAGACAAUCGGCCACACGGGGUUCCACGGGGCAGCAGCACGGACGCCUCCCGCAAAUGACCCACCGGCCCCACCGGUGACGGGCUUGGCUCGUUUCCAUCAGUCGCUGAGGACUCCCUACAAACUGAACCUGCCAAACGAGCCAGGACGCCCAGACCUCAGACACAUCAUCAUAGACGGCAGCAACGUGGCUAUGGCUCAUGGCCUUCAUCGGUUCUUCUCCUGUCGUGGUAUAGCACUAGCAGUGGAGACAUUUUGGAAGAGAGGACACAGGGAAAUCACAGUCUUUGUCCCCCAGUGGCGUCAAAAGAGGGAUCGACUAACAACAGAGCAACAUUUUCUAAACCAGCUAGAAGACCUGAGGCUGCUCUCUUUCACCCCCUCCAGGGAAGUCUGUGGCCAGAGGAUAUCCUCACAUGAUGACAGGUUUAUGCUCCACCUAGCAGAAAAAACAGACGGCAUCAUUGUAACCAAUGACAACCUGAGGGAUUUUGUCGACACCUCGGACACCUGGCGCAGGAUCAUCCAAGAGAGAUUGCUUCAGUUUACUUUUGUGGAGGACCACUUCAUGAUCCCCGAUGACCCUCUGGGAAAGGACGGACCUCACCUUGACAUCUUCCUCCGUAAAGACAGCUGGAGAGCUCCGGGCACGCCUCCGCCUCUCAGACCCCCGGACCUCCGUCCUCCCUCACAGCAGCAGCCAGUUUACGUGCAAGCUGUUCACUCUACCCCGCGGACCCCCACCUCCCUGAUGGCCCACACCACUGCGCACUGGCCCCACUCUGGGCCCCCAGAAUGGCACCCACCUCGCCGUUCUCCCUCACCCUCUCCCUCACCUCCACCCCAGCGGUCGCCGGGGGAGACAUCAGAGCUGAAGAGAAAACUGUACGACAUCUUCCCCGACCAGAAGCAGCGGAUCGACCGCAUCCUCAGCGACAACCCGUACAUGAGAGACCUGAACGCCCUUUCUGGGUUGCUGCUCGGAUAAAGAACUAUCUCAGCUAUGAGGAUCAGCAGAUAUACACGCAGUGCAUAUAUAUAAAAAUAAUUUAUUUUACCAUCUCUUCCAGCUUGGAGGACUUUUUUUUUAAAUUAUUGUUAUUUUUCAUCGAGACUGAUCGUCAAACUGGCUGCUACUAUUGAAACCUAUUGUUUGGGACGAUCUACUUUCUCUCUCCUUCUUCCUUCACUUUCAGGUCGAUUAAGGUCGACAGCACCGGUGUCGGCGCCGCCGAAAUGUUGAGUUGCCACAUUUGUCAAACAAGAAAAGUCUCUAGGUAAUAAAUCAUUUCUUUGUUUCUCGACAACAGUCCAGUUUCCAUGAAUGUGGGACCAGCACUGGGCGCGCUCUUUUUGGACCGUGGCACCAGAUCAGCGCACGACCGUUUCUCUCCUGAACUUUGCUGAUUUCUUAAUACAGACUCUCAGAUUGGUUCUCCAGCUUUAUGUUGAGACACGAGUGACGCUGGCAGGUUUUUGCAUGUUUUGAAACUUUCAGCAAAGCAUUUUUUUUUUUUUUUCCCCACUGUCAAGCAGUACCAGGCUACGAAACCUAACAUCGGUUUGUGCAGUUUGGAGUCGUUCAACAUUAACAUGGGAAAUUUAAAAGAACACUUUGAUUUCGUUUGCAGUGCAUCGAAUUGCGUUUUAAUCGAGACAGCCAGAAUUUCAGGAAGCAUGAUGAGAUCAGUCGGAUUAAAGUGUAAACAGUGACUAGAAAUCCCCAAAAGCAGUAGUUGGUCAAAAGUUGAGCAGGAAAUUACAUUAGAGCUUCUAUUUUAGCAGCUGAGCACGUUAAAGAAACGGCCUUAGGCGUGCUCGUGGCCAACAUUUAGAGGCUGUUGUUCACAAGCCAUUUCUCAGAGUUACGAUACGUGUGCAUAUUCAAACUGAAUUUAAACAACUACCAAAAAACGUUUCUAGUUAAUUAAACUAGCCCCAUCCAACUCUGCCUUCUCAAACCCAGUUUUAGAUGCUUUCCCCCCUUCAAAGGUAGACCAUUAUAAACUGUUUUAUUUAAUCUCAUUGGUGAUUUUUCUUUUUCAUAUGAUAUUUGCAGAAAGUCCCUUCUCUCUCAUAGUUCUGUGUUCUUUCUCAAAGCUGCACUUUAUAAAUGAUCUCUGAAGAAAGCCUGAAUUUGCUGCUCUGAUGAUCUCUUCAAAGUGACGUUUCUUCCCAAACUGACCCGCUCUGGGUUAAAAGUUUCUGUCUGUAGCCGACACGUGUCAGUUGUCUGACCUUGAAUGGAAACAAACACUAAAACAGUUUAGACUUACCCUUUGAAAAUUAAUUUACAUUUAAAAUGACGGAUCACAAGUUUGCUCACAAAAAAAGAUGACAGAGUUUAAAUUACAGAUGUACCGCACUGAAGGCUGCAGCGGUGUAAAACAAGUUUCAGCCUCACACACCCUGAGCUGCAGCUUGCAUAUUUAAUGUGCAUCUGAUUAUGUAACAUACAAACACUUCAUCUUGUGAGAAAAGAAUCUCUGCACAAAAACUUCACAAGGUGUCAAAAAUAACUUUUUUUUUUUUUUUACUUGCUAUGUUGUUAUCGUAACGAUUACUGAAGGAUUUAUUUUCUCUUGUAUUAUAAUUCUUUUGUGUAUAUUGAUUUCGUUUUUGUAAAUAUGCGCAUUUUUGGCUACAGUGCACAUAUGGUUCUAUGUAUGUGGAAAAAGAAUAAAAUGCAGCAUUCUCCAUAAAAAA